Molecule: messenger RNA, 4981 nt
Organism: Oncorhynchus keta (chum salmon)
Lineage: Eukaryota; Metazoa; Chordata; Actinopteri; Salmoniformes; Salmonidae
Product: spastin-like
Exons: 16
Coding region: 264-1703 (479 amino acids)
Cellular component (GO): microtubule cytoskeleton
Molecular function (GO): ATP binding; ATP hydrolysis activity
Source: RefSeq, a predicted model, not a curated record
UUCCACGCAUGCGUAACGCCAACUUCCUGUUUCAACAAAACACCGAUGUCUUGGAACUGGGUCUCUGCAUUGGUUUUGAUAUUAUUGUAAAAAUAGACACGUUUACGAUCAUCUGUCGGAUAUGAAAAUGGUUAGAGAUACAAUAAUACAUUGCUGAGUUCGCUGACGCCCUUUUCUGGUGUUUAGAUCUCUCUGUUUACUCCUGUAUUUGAGAUUCUGAUGUAGCUAGCGACUGUAAACUAGUUGUACAUUAUUUCACUACCAUGUCGGCCAAAGUUAGGGCGGGGGACAGCAACGACAACGGAGAAAUCAUUAGAAACUACCAUAAACGAGCAUUUGAAUACAUAUCCGUGGCACUAAAGAUCGAUGAAGAUGACAAAGGUGUCAAGGAGGAGGCGGUACAGUGGUAUCAGAAAGGCAUUGCAGAGCUUCAAAGGGGGAUUGCUAUUGAAGUCACAGGACAAGGAGAACAUUGUGAUCGUUCCAAGAGGCUUCAAACUAAGAUGAUCAACAAUCUCACCAUGGCAAAGGACCGACUCGCUCUUCUAGAAGGUACAUCGGCGUCUAAAACGAGCCACAGCCCUCAGAGUCCACCAGGCCAUCUCCCUACCCCUCCAGUGAGGCCUGCUGGUCCAAAGAACAAGCCAGGACCAGGACCAGGACCAGGACACAGUAAGCCAGCAAGCACUGGCUCAAGCAGGACCAACAAUAUCAAGGUUGUCCCUCGGGCUGCAGGGAGAGGACAGAAUGGUAGACCAGCAGCAUCGAAGGAACCACAGAAGAGGGAUAUGAAGAACUUCAAGAAUGUGGACAGCAAGUUGGCCAGCUUCAUACUGAAUGAAAUCGUAGACGGUGGGUCGUCAGUGAGCUUUGAAGACAUAGCGGGUCAGGAGCUGGCUAAACAAGCUCUUCAGGAGAUAGUUAUCCUGCCUGCACUCAGACCUGAGCUGUUCACUGGUCUCAGAUCCCCGGCACGAGGUCUGCUCCUCUUCGGUCCCCCAGGCAACGGAAAGACUAUGCUGGCCAAAGCAGUAGCCAUGGAGUCCCAUGCCACCUUCUUUAACAUCAGUGCCUCCAGUCUGACCUCUAAAUGGGUGGGAGAGGGAGAGAAGCUGGUCAGAUCUCUGUUUGCUGUGGCCAGAGAACUACAGCCUGCCAUCAUCUUCAUUGAUGAGAUCGACAGCCUGCUCUGUGAGAGACGGGAAGGAGAACACGAUGCCAGCCGACGUUUAAAAACAGAGUUUCUCAUACAGUUUGACGGGGUAAGACCAACGACCAUUUUAGUUAUGUCCCGGAGGCUUCUGGUGAUGGGAGCUACACAGACACAGGAAGCUGUGCUCAGGCGAUUUGCCAAAAGGGUGCAUGUGGCCUUACCAACAGAGGAGACUCGUUUCAAGUUGCUGAAGAAUCUAUUGGGAAAACAUGGACACCCACUCAAUCAGAAGGAAUUAGCCCAUCUAGCAAAAAUGACGGGGGGCUAUUCAGGAAGUGAUCUUACAUCGUUGGCUAAGGAUGCUGCUCUUGGACCAAUCAGGGAACUGGGACCAGAGCAAGUGAAAAACAUGGCUGCUAGUGAUAUGCGUAACAUCCGCUGCAAGGACUUUGAGGAUUCUCUGAAGCGUAUUAAGCCCAGUGUCAGUCCCACAACCCUGGACCUCUAUGUACGAUGGAACACUGACUACGGAGACACUACAGCCUUCUAGAACCAUGGAACUAACUCAUUUCCCAGCUAGCACAUAACGUUCUGAGAACCAUAUGUCUCUUAGAACGUGGUUGUUGUUCUAUGUUUAUUUUGCCAUAAAACCUUUUCACAACUUUCUGGGAAUGGUACAGGGAGCCGCUUGGCUUUGGAACAUUCUCAGCACAUUUAAGGAACUUGACAAAACAUUUUUUUUUUUUGCGGUAUUUCAUUGCUUUAACCAGAAUGUUUCCUAAACGUUCAAACAUGGUUACGUUCUGGGAACGUUCUCCAGCUGGUUUGACGUUGGGAAUGUUCUAAACUUGUUCAGAGAAUGCUAAGAAACAACGUUCUUCUGUGGGAAUUUCAGUACUUUAACAUAACGUUCCCUUCUGAUUGCCUCAUGGUUCUAUUUAAGAAAUACAAAUAAUAAUCUGAGAGCAUUAAAACGUUCCAUAAAAACCACAAGACAACUUUAACGUUCACAGAACAUUCUGAGAAUCUUAUUUAAAAACAUACCGUUCUCAGCGUCAACAAAACGCUCUCUAUCCUCUAUCUUGUUAAUAAGUGUGUUCAGGUGUGUUGGCCGUAACCCACUAAUUGGCCAUAGCUGAUCUUAAUGAGUGCUUGUUUCCUUUUGAAACGUGGUCUGUUUUUAAAAUGGACUAAAAAUGGCACAGCUUCGUAUGAGUUUAAAAAAACACGGCAUUCCAGCUGCAUCCUGGUGGUGCAGUGGACUCAUUUCAUGGAUGAAGAACAGAAGAUUAUAAGUUUGAAUCUCACUGAUGCCGUGUCACAAUAAAAAAUAAAAAAACUGUGUUAUGGAUGAUUUAAUACCUGAGCAAAUUAAUUUCCAUGUGUCCUAUCUGUGCUGGGAGUUCCAAACAAUUAACCUUAAGCUGUGCUGGGAGUUCCAAACAAUUAACCUUAAGCUGUGCUGGGAGUUCCAAACAAUUAACCUUAAGCUGUGCUGGGAGUUCCAAACAAUUAACCUUAAGCUGUGCUGGGAGUUCCAAACAAUUAACCUUAAGCUGUGCUGGGAGUUCCAAACAAUUAACCUUAAGGUCUGCUGGGAGUUCCAAACAAUUAACCUUAAGCUGUGCUGGGAGUUCCAAACAAUUAACCUUAAGCUGUGCUGGGAGUUCCAAACAAUUAACCUUAAGCUGUGCUGGGAGUUACAAACAAUUAACCUUAAGGUCUGCUGGGAGUUCCAAACAAUUAACCUUAAGCUGUGCUGGGAGUUCCAAACAAUUAACCUUAAGGUCUGCUGGGAGUUCCAAACAAUUAACCUUAAGCUGUGCUGGGAGUUCCAAACAAUUAACCUUAAGCUGUGCUGGGAGUUCCAAACAAUUAACCUUAAGCUGUGCUGGGAGUUCCAAACAAUUAACCUUAAGGUGUGCUGGGAGUUCCAAACAAUUAACCUUAAGCUGUGCUGGGAGUUCCAAACAACCUAAGCUGUGCUGGGAGUUCCAAACAACCUAAGCAGUGUUAUUAAAAGUCCCAUUGAAAUAUUCAGUGAACUUUUUAAGGAAGUUUUUCAGAAACCUCCAAAAUAACCUAUAAUUGCCAUUUUCACUGCGCUAAUUAAAAAACCCCGGGAAGUAUAGACUUUACCAUUAAAUGCUUCCUUACGAGUCCUUUCCCAACAAUGCAGUUUAAAAGUUAUACAACUAACAAAUAGAAGAAAGAAAAAAAAACUGUGAAAAUAAAAUAACAUUUUUAAAAAAUCUUUAAAAAAAUGUUUUAUCAAGUAACCAGAGUAAAACGUUCUCAGAACCUCCCUGCAACCUAAAAAUUAAACCCAGAACAGUCAACGUUUUCACUUCUAUUCUCAGAACGUCUUUUUUUAUUUUUUUAAAUGCUCGGGAAGCAUAUGGCUUCGUUCCCACAACCAUUGUGAAACGUAAACCGUAUGUUCCCUUAACUUCCAACGAAUCAAAUCUGCUAGCUGGGUUAGUUCCAUCUGAGACGUGAUGGAACCAGGGGUGUGUUCAUUAGUGCACACCACCAUAGCAAACAGUCUCUCCCAGUUUCAACGUUUUGCUUCAGUUUUGUGGGAGGGAAAUUGAGAUGCAUAGAAUAGACCACUGUAGAAUUUGAUUGGUUAAAAAUGUAGAAAAUUGCAUAGAGACAGGAAUUACGUUCUGAUUUGUUGAUAUUGUUGUAUUGACUGCCAUGAGAGUUGAACUUCUACUACUGUGUAUAUAGCUACUGCUUAAAGACAGGAUAUUACCCCCCCACCCCACCACCCCUUACUACUGUGUAUAUAGCUACUGCUUAAAGACAGGAUAUUACCCCACCCCUUACUCCCAUAUUGCCUCCUCAAGGUGUCGAAAGCGUUCCACAGAGAAGCUGGUCCAUGUUGACUCCAAUGCUUCCUACAGUUGUCACAAACCGGUGCACCUGGGGCCUACUACCAUACCCUGUUCAAAGGCAAUUAAACCUUCUGUCUUGCCCAUUCACCCUCUGAAUGGCACACACACCCAAUCCAUGUCUCAAGGCUUAAAAAAAAAAACAUAUUUAAAAACAACAACAAAAAUCUGAUUUGAAGUGGAUUUAGCAAGUGACAUCAAUAGGGUAUCAAUCACCCUGUCAUGGAAAGAGCAGUCGUUCCUAAUGUUUUGUCCAUUCAGUGUACAUGACAGCUAGUGAAACCACGGCAACUCUCUAAACAAAGAGUUUUAGAAUGGACGGCCGGCAGGGUAGCCUAGUGGUUAGAGUGUAGGGUCGGCAGGUAGCCUAGUGGUUAGAGUGUAGGGACGGCAGGUAGCCUAGUGGUUAGAGCGUUGGACUAGUAACCGGAAGGUUGCAAGUUCAAACCCCUGAGCUGACAAGGUACGAAUCUGUCGUCCUGCCCCUGAACAAGGCAGUUAACCCACCGUUCCUAGGCCGUCAUUGAAAAUAAGAAUGUGCUCUUAACUGACUUGCCUAGUUAAAUAAAGUUAAAAUAAAAAAAUAAACUAGUCCUGAACAUCUCUAAAACUAAAAGAUUAUUGUAUUUGGUACAAAUCAUUCUUCGCAAGUUCGACACCUCCUCUGAAUCUGGCAAUGAAUAAGUGUGGCUGUUGAGCAAAUUGAGGAGACUUAGCAAGAAGUUAUCACCUUUUUAAAACCAAGGCUCAGCAACGAGAUUCAACCGCGGGCCUAUCCCUAUGUGUUCAUGUAAGUCUGUCUAUGUUCGUGUGUUUACAGACUAAAACACUUUACAAUGUUUAAUGUAUUUUUCGUUAUUUGUCGAACCCCAGGAAGAUGGGCUGUCGCUAUUUAUGGGGGAUCCCAAUAAAGUCAUAAAGUUGCAUCCUA